AUGAGCCAAGAACGGCUUAUGAAACCCCAAGAAUCUGGGGAAGAAGCUAGUCGUCAGAAUCAACGUAAAGGCGAUGUUAGCGUAAGCGAUAAGGCCACGGAGAGUCUUUCCACCAAACGCAAUGACGACGUCCAGAAUUGUGAUGAUAAUGAAUUAACAAUUUCAAGCCAAAAAUGCAUGGCUGAACUGAAGGUUGGCCGGAAAAACAGUCAGCAAGCAUCACCAGUGGUGGCAGACGCCAUAUUUGAACGAGGAAACAUCACCAUUGGAGAAGCACUGGAAGCCACAGCUCUAACGGCAGGUAGUAGGCCGGUGGAUUACAGUGAUGCUGCCGCCAUACAAGCGGCCGAAGUCAGGGCCACUGGUCGAACCAAUAUUGUGCCCGGUGGUGUUGCUGCCGCCGCUCAAUCGGCGGCCACCCGAAACGCUCGAGUCACACGAGAUGAUGACAAAACCAAGUUGAGCGAGAUUCUAGCGGAAGCAACUUCAAAGCUACCGGCGGACAAACCGGUGACACGUAGAGAUGCAGAGGGAGUCAUCGGAGCAGAGUUGAGAAAUGAUCCGAACCUGACUACCCGUCCUGGCGGCGUCGCAGCGUCGCUCGCUGCGGCCGCAAGGAUAAACCAAAUUAACCUAAAUCCCCCGAACAAAGAAUGA
Molecule: messenger RNA, 657 nt
Organism: Cynara cardunculus var. scolymus (artichoke)
Lineage: Eukaryota; Viridiplantae; Streptophyta; Magnoliopsida; Asterales; Asteraceae
Product: late embryogenesis abundant protein 47
Exons: 3
Coding region: 1-657 (218 amino acids)
Source: RefSeq, a predicted model, not a curated record